AUGGGGUUCUACGGAUCUAGCAAAGGCCGCCGCCGGCCAUUGACUCGCUUGGGAUUACUUACAAUUGCGGGCGCAUUUUUUAUUGUCGCCAUCGGACUCGGGGUCGGCCUGGGCGUCGGCUUGACGCAGCGAGACAGUCACGGGGCCUCUCACCAAGACAGCUCCAGCCCAGGCUCUUCCGGCACCGGCGUUGUCCCCAAAGGCCUUCCAAGCGGUCCCAAUCGAACAUCUACGUGGCAGCCCAGCGUCAAUGCGACAUGGCAAAUCGUGCUCCAGGACGCCAUCGAGCUCGACAACACGACCACGACCCCAGAUCCGGACGUCAGCAUCUUCGACCUGGACCUCUUUGACAACAACGCAACGACGUUUGAGACGCUGCAGCGCGAUGGGAAGAAGGUCAUCUGCUACUUCAGCGCGGGCUCGUACGAGGACUUCAGGCCCGACAAAGACCGCUUCAACGAGUCGGAUCUGGGCAAGCCUCUCGACGGAUGGCCCGGCGAGCGGUGGUUGAACCUUAGCAGCCCAAAUGUCCGCAGCAUUAUGAAAGAUCGUAUCGCGCUUGCGUGGUCCAAGGGCUGUGAUGCAAUCGACCCCGACAACGUCGAUGGUUAUCAAAACGACAAUGGGCUGAAUCUGACGCAACAAGAUUCCAUAGACUUUCUCCAGUUUCUACAUGGCGUGGCCAGCUCAUACCAAAUGGCCAUAGGCCUGAAAAACGCCGGCGACAUCAUUCCCAACGUGCUCGACUUCGUCAACUUUUCUGUCAACGAGCAGUGCGCCGAAUACUCCGAAUGCACGACCUUUGAGCCUUUCAUCAAGGCCGGCAAGCCCGUCUUCCACAUUGAAUAUCCAAAUGGCGCUCCAAACAUUGACCCCUCGCGGGCAGCCGAUCUUUGCUCACAUUCAGGCAUCGGGGCCGGAUCUGCCAACUUCAGCACGGUGCUGAAGAAGAUGAAUUUGGACGGGUUUGUGCAGUACUGUGAUGGCAAGCAGUACAAUACCCCGUUGGCAUAA
Molecule: messenger RNA, 1014 nt
Organism: Trichoderma asperellum CBS 433.97
Lineage: Eukaryota; Fungi; Ascomycota; Sordariomycetes; Hypocreales; Hypocreaceae
Source: RefSeq, a predicted model, not a curated record